AUGAUUGAGAGCCAGGCGGAGAGUUGCGACCGAACCAGAGAACCGCACAAGUUUGAUCCUUCCUUCAGAGGUCCAGUCUGCAGAAGAAGCUGCACUGAUGUCUUGUGUUGUUUGUUCUUCGUUAUUGUCAUCCUCUCAUAUGUGGCCCUGGGGAUAGUGGCCUGGUUACAUGGGGACCCCAGGAAGGUUCUCCAUCCAACAGACAGCUAUGGCCAGUUCUGUGGGCAAAAAGGAACUCCCAAUGCGAAGAAACCCAUCCUAUUCUACUUCAACAUCUUAAAAUGUGCCAACCCAGCUAUACUCAUCAACCUGCUGUGCCCCACAACACAGAUGUGUGUGUCACAGUGCCCUGACAAGUUUGCCACCUACAGUGAGGUGCAGCUGCAACACAAACUCAACAAGAGUUACUGGGAAUACUAUAAACAGUUCUGUAAGCCUGGAUUUAAUAACCCUGAAAAGCCAGUAUCUCAGGUUCUAAGAGAUGAGGACUGCCCCUCCAUGAUCAUACCCAGUAGACCAUUUCUCCAAAGAUGUCUACCAGACUUCACCACUCUGAAUGGGACUGUGACUAUAGCAAACAGAACUAGGUUUAAAGAUGCUCUGGAAAUUCCACACAGUGUCAGUGAACUCCAACAUGCUACCAAGACUAUAACAGGACUUGUGGACACUAAGGAGAUGGGCAUGAAGAUAAUGGAGGAUUAUUCUCAGUCCUGGGCAUGGAUACUCAUAGGUCUGCUGAUAUCCCUGGCUGUUAGUCUGAUCUUCAUCCUGCUGCUGAGGUUCACAGCUGGGUUGCUGCUGUGGACUACCAUCAUCACUUUCAUACUACUGCUGGCAUAUGGUAUUUGGUACUGCUCUAUGGUCUGGUCCCAGCUCAAACACACACCAGGCUCUGAUGUUGCCAUUACAGAGGUCGGCUUGCAGACUGACCUACAGGUCUACUUACAACUCAGACAGACAUGGAUCAUAUUAUUGGUGUCUCUGGCAGUGACUGAAGCUUCCAUCUUGACAAUGUUGAUCUUCCUAAGGAGACGAGUCCGAGUGGCCAUUGCCCUGCUCAGAGAGGCCAGCAAAGCUAUCGGUCACAUCAUGUCCACACUGCUCUUUCCAGUUGUCACCUUCCUCUUGUUGACUGUGUGUGUCUCCUACUGGGCAGUUACUGCCGUUUAUCUUGCAUCCUCAGGUGAAGCCAUCUACAAAGUGAUGUCUCCUUAUGUGAGCUGCCCCUACACCAACAGUACAUGCAAUCCUGAGACCUUCAACAGAACCAACAUCUCCACAUCAGUGUUGUGUCUGGGUUCUCAGUGUCAGUUUGCCUUCUACGGUGGGGAGACGUCCUACCACCGCUACCUCUUCCUUUUGCAGCUGUUCAACCUACUUGUCUUCCUCUGGCUGGUCAACUUCAGUCUGGCCCUGGAGCAGUGCACCCUGGCAGGGACAUUUGCAAACUACUAUUGGGCCAAGAGGAAGCCUCAGGAUAUCCCAGCAUGUCCACUCUUGCUGUCAUUCAUUAGGGCUGUCAGGUAUCAUAUAGGGUCUCUAGCUUUUGGCGCUUUAAUUCUUUCAGUUGUCCAACUUCUGCGGAUCAUCCUGGAAUACCUAGAGCAGAAACUAAAAGGUAUUGACAACAGCCUGUCCCGGUUCAUGAUGUGCUGUCUAAAAUGCUGUUUCUGGGGUCUGGAGAAAUUAAUUCGCUACUUGAACCAUAAUGCUUAUAUCAUGGUGGCGAUCUAUGGUAAAAAUUUCUGUACCUCAGCCAAAGAGGCCUUCUUCCUACUGAUGAGAAAUGUGGUCAGGGUUGCAGUUCUAGACAGAGUGACAGAUUUCCUGUUGUUUCUGGGCAAAUUGCUGAUAGCAGGAGGAGUUGGCGCAGUUGCCUUCUACUUCUUCACUAGGAAGAUCCCUGUUAUCCAGGAAGAAGUACCCCAUCUCAACUACUAUUGGGUCCCCCUACUGACUGUGGUGAUUGGCGCCUACCUGAUUGCACACGGAUUCUUCAGCGUCUAUGCCAUUUGUGUGGAAACACUCUUCCUCUGCUUCUGUGAUGACUUGGAGAGGAAUGACGGUAGUGCAGAAAAACCUUUCCUCAUGUCUCCAGAGCUGCAUAGAAUCUUGGGAAAACCCAGUCCGUUUCGAUGAUAUCCCUUCCUCCAUAUCCACUCCAUCAGCAGCCAGUCUGCUCAGCUUUGGUUGGCUGGUCCCUAUAUGUGUCAAGAUGUAGCAACG
Messenger RNA from Paralichthys olivaceus (Japanese flounder), 2226 nucleotides. NCBI's taxonomy places the organism in Eukaryota, Metazoa, Chordata, Actinopteri, Pleuronectiformes, Paralichthyidae. The record is from RefSeq and is a predicted model, not a curated record.